CAGGGAGCCGGGCAGCCGGCGGCGGGGGGCGGCCAGCGGGGCCGGGAGAGCUCGGAGCUGCCGCUGCCCGCGGGCUGGGAGGAGGCGAGAGACUUCGACGGGCGCGUCUUCUACAUCGACCACAACACCCGGCAGACCUCGUGGAUCGACCCCCGGGACAGGAUUACAAAGCCAUUAACAUUUGCUGACUGUGUUGGCGAUGAACUUCCUUUAGGCUGGGAAACUGUUUAUGAUCAACAGAUCGGAAUUUAUUACAUGGACCAUAUAAAUCAGCUCACACAAAUUGAGGACCCAAGAGAGCAGUGGCGAAGAGAGCAGGAACGCAUGCUAAAGGAAUAUUUAAUUGUUGCCCAGGAGGCACUUAAUGCCAAGAAAGAGAUUUACCAAAUUAAACAGCAGCGUUUUGAGCUAGCCCAAGAAGAAUACCAGCAGCUGCACAAACUGUGUGAGGAUGACAGCCGCUCCUAUGCUAGUGCAUUCUCUGGAUUUUCAACUAAUACCAAGUAUGACCCAUAUCAGAUUAAAGCAGAAAUAGCAAGCCGUCGUGACAGACUUUCUAGACUAAAACGAGAGUUGGCACAUAUGAAGGAAGAACUGCAGUAUAAAGAAAAAGGAGUGGAAACACUACAAGAGAUUGAUCGUAAGAUGUCAAGUGCUCAUACAAAUUAUAAACUGGAUGAAGCCCAGGCCAUAAUGAAUGAGCUCCGAACCAUAAAAAAAGCUAUUUGUAUGGGUGAGAAAGAAAGGCAGGACCUUAUGCAGAGCCUGGCGAAGCUAACGGAUGGAUUCAGGAAUAGCUGUUGUAUUACAGAUUCCCUGCAAGGUCUCCAGCACAAUUCUAGUUCACUCCGUGAUUCCUCUUUACCUCAACAACACUGUGAUGCUUGUUCUCAAACUGACAUCACUGGAGAGUUUUGCUUUGAUGAUAAAACGAGACUUGUGGACAAAGUAAGACUGAGCUGGCAAUAUGAAGAGGCCAAAAAGAGAGUUUCCAAUAUACAGCAGCAGCUGGCCUUGCUAGAUAAUGAAUCUUGGCCAGGAAUGGCUGAGGCGGACAGGGACCGUCUUCAGCUCAUCAAGGAGAAAGAGGCUCUCCUUCAGGAACUGCAGCUCAUCAGUCAGCAGAGACGAUCCCCAGAAUACAUUGCACGUUUGGAGGAAGAAAAAAGGCGCUUGGAGAAUGAAAUUCAGCAGGCUCGGGCCAGUUCUGCUCAGGGGGCCACUGAAAGGAUACUGUUACAGGAGAAGAGAAAUUGUUUGCUUUUGCAGCUGGAAGAAGCAACUCGUUUAGCCUCCUAUUUACACUCCCAGUUAAAAAGUUUAUCUGCUAGCACCCUCACAAUGUCUUCUGGCAGCAGUAGGGGAUCACUGGCAUCCAGCCGAGGAUCACUGGCGUCCAGCAGAGGGUCUCUAAGCUCUGUCAGCUUCACGGACAUCUAUGGCCUCCCACAGUAUGACAAAUCAGACAGUGUUACUGACUAUGCACAACAUCUGCGCUUUGACCUGAUUCCAUUUGAUUCUCUCAGUAAAGAUGUGCAGUACUCUGAUUCCACUGGACAUUGUAACUUCAAUAAACAAAGGAGGUCCUUGGAUACUCCUCAAUCCCUGGCAUCCCUGUCAUCACGGUCCUCCUUGUCAUCGUUGUCCCCUCCAAGUUCCCCUCUGGACACCCCCUUCCUUUCUGCUUCUCGGGAUUCUCCACUUGCCCAGAUGUCAGAAGGAUUUGAGGAGAUAGCGGGUGUAGGAGCCCUAGAAAUGCGCAGAGCUCGGGCCUCGGUUUUGGGUGACGAUGCCCAAGGAACAACUUCAUCACAGACGCCUGCCUACCCCGUGGAUGAUGGACUGCAAGAAAUGGGACCACACCUGGCAAACAUCCAAACUGGUGGAGCCGUAACUCUACGCGAAGACAGUGCAAGAAGGUCGGCGAGGCGAGCCAGGCGAGUCUCAGCAUGUCUAUCCGAUUAUUCACUGGCUAGUGACAGUGGCGUGUUUGAAGCUUUAAGCAAAAGGAAUGAGGAUGUUGAAGACCCUGUUUACAGUGAUGUUGUUGCUAGUAGUGAAGAACCACAGAUACAUGUUGGAUUCCUGCAUGAUGGUGGAAGUGAGUGUCUCCUGGUCCAUGUGUUAGAGUUGAAGAACUUUACUGGUCCUGUUGUGAAAGAAGGCUGCAAAAUACAUGUUCGAGUUUACUUACCUCCACUGGAGUCAGGCACACCAACCACUUACUGCUCUAGAGCUUUGGAAUUCCAAACUCCAUUAAUAUUUAAUGAAGUUUUCCGAAUCCCUGUGCAUUCAAGUGCAUUGAAAUUAAAAUCGCUGCAGCUGUAUAUUUGUUCAGUUGACCACCAGCAGCAAGAAGAACUUUUGGGCAUUGCUCAGAUUAGCCUGGCUGAUCAUGAGAGUUCCACUGAGAUGCAGCUUCACUGGUAUCCCGUCCAGAUAUUCACUGGUUCAGACCCACAAAGGGCGAAGGACAAAAAUCAGUGUGAAGAAAGCACUCCACAGAGUUCUGGAAAUACGACUACAGUGAAAUCGGAUGCAGUGACAGCCCUAUUAGCUAGGACCACAGCUCAGCUGGAAGCAGUGGAGAGAGAGCUGGCAGAAGAGAGAGUGAAAUUGGAGUACACAGAGGAAGAAAUCCUAGAGAUUGAAAGAAAGGAAGAUCAGGCAGAAGCUGUAUCAGAGAGGAGUUGGCAAGCAGAAUCUGUUGACAGUGGAUGUAGUAAUUGCACUCAGACCAGCCCACCUUAUCCAGAGACAUGUUGUGGCGAUUCAUUACGUGGACAUACGUUUGCAGUUCAGGCAGGUCAAUACAGUUCUGGGAAAGUGCAACCUCCGCCCCUAAAAGUGGAUAAAGAGACUAACACAGAAGAUCUCUUUCCAGAAGAAGUCGCUGUUCUUCCAAAAGAGAGAACCUGCCGCAGGCCCCGUGGUUCUGCUUUUGUUCGUAGUAGCACUAUUGUUCGAUCACAAACCUUCUCACCUGGAGCACGAAGUCAGUAUGUUUGCAGACUGUACCGUAGUGACAGUGAUAGUUCAACCCUGCCAAGGAAGUCACCCUUCAUCCGCAAUACAUUGGAAAGGCGUACUUUGCGCUAUAAGCAGCAGUCCUGUAGAUCUUCUUUGGCUGAGCUUAUGACAAGGACAUCCCUAGACCUGGAGCUGGAUCUCCAGGCAUCCAGAACUAGACAGAGACAACUGAAUGAGGAGAUAUGUGCUUUGAGAGAGUUGAAGCAACGUCUGGAAGAUGCCCAACUCAGAGGGCAAACUGAUCUUCCCCACUGGGUCCUUCGGGACGAACGAUUCCGAAAUUUGUUGAAGGAAGCAGAGAGACAGACAAGACAGACCAAAUUUGAUCAUCACCAAGAACAAGUAGCUGAAAAAAUGCUAAAGAAAGCAUCCAAAGAAGUAUACCAACUGCGUGGACAAAACCAGAAAGAACCUAUUCAGGUGCAGACGUUUCGAGAGAAGAUAGCAUUUUUUACAAGGCCAAGGAUUAACAUACCUCCUCUGCCAGCUGAUGACGUGUAACAUGUUGCAUUGUAAACAUGAAGUAUUUAUCUGUCUGUUUUAUUUUAAUGAAAUUAUUAGACUAGCUAAAUUUCUUUUUAAAAGUUUGUGCAAAAGCUAUUAAUAUACACCUUUUGUAAAAAAUAAAAACGUAAAAAAAGUAAAAGUAAAAAAAUAUAUAAAUAAAUAUAUAAAUAUAAAUAUAUAUAUAUAUAUAUAUAUAUACAUACACAUAUAUAUAUUUUAUAAUAGUGACUGCAACAAGGCUUGGUUUUUCCUUGUUGUGAAAUUGACAUCUCUGAAGACAACUUAUUUUAUAAAAGAUCAGCUAUCCUGUUAAGAGUGUGUACAGUUUUUAUGCUGUUUUAUUUGAUUUAAAGGCUGGAAGACAGAAACAAAGUGAGUUCAGGCAAAUUCACUGUAUUGUAAUUUAUUUAUAGCACAUUUUUCCUUGAAGGAAAAUACCUACUUUAAGAUGUAUUUUAAGACUGAAAUUUUGUUCUUCAGUAUUUGUCAUACAGUAGAAUGGAACCAUUGAGCUGGUUUUGUUUCUGAUACCUGAAAUGAAAAUACUAUGUUCUAAAUUUGUCACUUUUAUCAGUUUUACUAUCUGUAUCUUAUAAUGUAAAUUGUAUUCUUUAGCACUGUCUGUGUUAUAGCAAAAUAUUAUCACCUGCAAUGUUUUUAAUAUUGAUUAAAAAUGCCAUUCAAUGUUGCAGAACUCAUUUGCAUGUUCUUACUGUGCACUAAUAGACUGUUCUCAUUUCAGUUGUGUUUAAUGUAUCUUUAUAUUUUUAACUAGAUUCUCAAUUUAAACGGGGGGAAGGAAAGGGGUGGCAUGUCUUUGUUUUGCUAUGAUUUAAUAAAGAUGGAAGUGGGGCGGGGGCAAACUUGCCAUAUUAAUAAAACCAGUAAAAGAAUAUAGCAUCUGAGUAGUUUUAAAGAUUGUGGCCCCAUUCAGGAAAGUACUUAAGUCCUAGUUCCUGGAAAGCAUCCCUAUUCAGAAGGGAGGUUAAAUACAUGCAGAUCUUUUUAAGCAUGUGCUUUGAGUUAGGCACAUGUCUAAGUGCUUUCCUGAAUAGAGUUGCUUUUCAGAAACAGGACUUGUAUCUCUGGAAGAAAUAGCUCACUUGGUUGGCAGCUGGGCCAACUACAACUUGGCCAGGAGUGAUUUUAUUUGUUACCAUUUGCUUUAACAUAGGACUGUCACCCUAAAUUCCCGAUAAUGCCAGUUUUGUGUCCUUGCACCUUGCAAGUAUGUAAAAAUGCUUCUUACUAAGCUACUAUAGACAGUUGAUAAUAUUUUCGAAUGUGCAUUACCUAAAGAGAAGGGCACCCCACACAAGACUUAUUUAAUCUAAUUGUUGGAACAUCCAGUGUGAAAAUCAAGGUCCCUUUUGGUUAAAGGGACAUCGUCAGGACAGAUUUGGCCCCAAAUUUAGGUUUUGUAAAAAGCCAAUAAAAUUGCAAAAUCUCUGACAAGUAGAUUGUUUUCAUUUAUUUUUAUAAACAAGUAAACAUUCCCUGCAGUGUUAGGACUCAUAUACUGUAGCAUUAUGAAAGAGCAUGAGAACCUGAAAGUUAAACUGACUGGGUCUAUUUUCAUUGUCCAAGCUGUGGAAGAAAGUAAGCCGAAUAUAAAUAGCAAAAGUAUAUUAUAUUAAAAACCCGAACGUUAUUAGUAACAAAGACAUUUGUGUUUUUAAAUUAUAUUCCGUUUUACCUGACAUAGUGUUUGUAAGCUUUCUAUUCAUCCAAUCUGGCAUGAAAAAAGUAUAUUUGGCUUUAUCAUACUAACUGCCUUCAAGCCUCUUUUCUUGGCAGUGGUAUUGGUAGCUGUAGAUAAGGGCCUCAAGCCUGCAUAAGAAAGAUUCAAAAAAAUGAACAGAAUAUAAGCCAACAAAAAUAAAUACUUAUUUAAAAUAACUAAAAAUCAAUUGAAAGACUUGUCUGUGUUGGGAUGAAAGUCUGAGAACACCAACUCUUUCAGUGCUCAUUACCUGAAUGUCCCAGUGAGUGAGAGGGAAUAGAUCUGUCUCUUUGACAGUGAUUGCCAUUAAAAAGGCAGUAUUUACCAACAGGUACGCACUGUGAUAUCUGAGAUGUCACAGGUUGUCAAAUACCUAGACUAGGAAAUAACAGUGCAGUAUCUAAUGGCAAAUGUUCCUGUUUUUUUUUUUUUUUUUUAAAUGGUGCCUAUUGUACAGUAUCACCAGAAUGUUUUGUGAGUCCAAGAUUGACUGCUGUAAUGAGUACUCUUUUGAUGUGGUAAUGAGUUAUAAUAUUCAGUAUUCAUCUCUCUUGUUUUUGUCACAGUUUCGUACGAUUGUGUCAUUUGUAUUAUUUGGAAAGUAUUUCUUCUACAGAAUAAAAUAAUUUACUAUAAA
Messenger RNA from Trachemys scripta elegans, 5897 nucleotides. It is a transcript of the gene WWC3, whose product is annotated as WWC family member 3. Bases 256 to 3531 code for a protein of 1091 amino acids. Gene Ontology annotation, cellular component: cytoplasm. NCBI's taxonomy places the organism in Eukaryota, Metazoa, Chordata, Testudines, Emydidae. Gene Ontology annotation, molecular function: molecular adaptor activity; kinase binding. The transcript is spliced from 23 exons. The record is from RefSeq and is a predicted model, not a curated record. Gene Ontology annotation, biological process: regulation of hippo signaling; regulation of DNA-templated transcription; cell migration.